UUCAUUGGCUAUUGGGUCCCCUGGAGCUUCAAGCAGAUCUGCUGCCACGAGGAAAACUGCUCCUGAUGAGCAUGAUGACGAUGAUGGGGACUGCCGAUGUGGUUGUCGCGAGACUGCUGACACCAAGCUAGAAGUGGAACAAGAAGAAGACAUGAAUUGCUCGAGCGAAUCAUCAAAUUUUGGAUUGCUGGAUUGUGGUGGUGGUGGUGGUUCCAAGUCUGCUCCUGAGAAGGAUAAAGCUUAUCUAUUGAAACGAGGUGGAGAGUUGUUCCACGCCAAUGACUUGGAAGCAGCCAUAGAAGUGUUCACACAUGGUGCCAAGAGGUACCCAACUGAUGAGAGAUUCUUGAACAACCGAAGCGCUUGCUACCUCAAGGCUGGCAACUAUCAUGGUACUUUGGAAGAUUGCUCUCAAGUCCUGGAAUGUCUUGGAAAACGUGGACCAAUGAAUAAUGAGACUGCUGGCAAGGUUCAUACCCGACGAUCAUUUGCCUUACAAGAACUAGAAAUGUUUCGCGAAGCCUUGAUUGAAAUGGACGCGGCCAUUCAAUAUUUGCCUGGUAAUCCAAGUUUGAUCGAAAUGAGAGAGAGGUUGCGAGAGAUGGUGGCGUAAGAGUUGCUUGGAAUAGAUGAUUCUUAUAAAUAUAUUUCAUUACUAUUAUUGGGAUAU
This is a messenger RNA of Tigriopus californicus, 670 nucleotides long. Its product is annotated as dynein axonemal assembly factor 4-like. The transcript has 3 exons. The record is from RefSeq and is a predicted model, not a curated record. The annotation marks the transcript as partial. Gene Ontology annotation, molecular function: protein binding. Gene Ontology annotation, biological process: inner dynein arm assembly; cilium movement; outer dynein arm assembly. NCBI's taxonomy places the organism in Eukaryota, Metazoa, Arthropoda, Copepoda, Harpacticoida, Harpacticidae.